Molecule: messenger RNA, 1380 nt
Organism: Arabidopsis arenosa
Lineage: Eukaryota; Viridiplantae; Streptophyta; Magnoliopsida; Brassicales; Brassicaceae
Source: the annotation of a GenBank genome assembly
CAACCAAUCGACCCUGAAAACAAUUUGCGAAGAAGAAAGAAACCCUAAGAAGAUGUUGAUGGAGGAAGAGACUUGAUCAUGGUGAUUGAUCACAGUAGCGGCGACACCAUCUGCUCAGAGUGUGGCCUUGUCCUCGAAGCUCACAUCAUCGAAUACUCUGAGGAAUGGAGAACUUUCGCCUCCGACGACAAUCGCAGUGACAGAGACCCAAACCGUGUUGGUGCUCCGACGAACCCUCUUCUCAAAUCCGGCAAUCUCGUUACCGUCAUCGAGAAACCUAAAGAAAACGUUUCCUCUGUUGUGUCCAAAGAUGAUCUCUCUACUUUGUGCCGUGCGCAGAAUCAAGUCAAGAAUCAUGAAGAAGAUCUAAUCAAGAAAGCAUUCGAGGAAAUACAGAGAAUGACUGAUGCACUAUACCUAGACAUGGUUAUAUACUCUAGGGCUUGUGAGAUUGUCUCCAAAUUCGAUGGUCACGCUAACACGAAAUUACGCAGAGGGAAGAAGCUAUACGCUGUUUGUGCAGCCUCUGUUUCAAUGGCUUGUCGUGAACUGAAACUGUCGAGGACAUUGAAAGAGAUCGCUAUGGUUGCCAACGGUGUUGAAUUGAAGGAUAUUCGCAAAUCAAGUAUGGUGAUAAAGCGUGUUCUUGAAUCAGAUCAAGCCUCAGUGUCUGCUGCUCAAGCGAUUAUAAACACCGGAGAACUUGUUCGCCGGUUCUGUUCCAAACUUGAUAUAAGUCAAAGAGAGAUAAUGGCGAUUCGAGAAGCGGUUGAAAAAGCUGAGAAUUUCGAUAUCCGAAGAAACCCUAAGUCAGUUCUUGCUGCAAUUAUCUUCAUGAUCUCUCAUAUAUCUCAGACCAACAGGAGACCUAUUCGAGAAAUUGGGAUCGUUGCGGAAGUCGUGGAGAAUACGAUCAAGAACUCGGUUAAAGAUAUGUACCCAUACGCCUUGAAGAUUAUACCUAACUGGAAAGAGCAUGAGGAUCAUCAUCUGAAGGAGCAGGAGGAAGGAAAAUGUCCUUGUCUACAAUGAUCUCAGGAGCAUGAACCUUUGCUUUCUCGCAACAGUCUUCACUAGCAUCAUCCAGCAUAGACUCAACCAGUGUAUGCUUGUGAAUCAGACAUUAUCAAGAGGUUAGAUGGUGUCAUAACAUCUUGGGAUUCUGCAAAAAUUUCAGUAUAAGGAAGUCACUACCUGAGAGAGAAGCUUUGGGAUUGUUGAGUGAUGUUCUGAUUUAAAUUUGUUGUAGUCUCUUUUCUGAUGCAUUACAUUCAUCUAUGUUUAGACGUUUGCUUUAUGGAAGUAUAUUUUAGACUUGUGCUUAUGUAAAAUCCUCUUUAUGAUGUACUGCAUCUUUGGUAAUCAAGAUCAAGUUUAAUA